Molecule: messenger RNA, 570 nt
Organism: Trichoderma aggressivum f. europaeum
Lineage: Eukaryota; Fungi; Ascomycota; Sordariomycetes; Hypocreales; Hypocreaceae
Exons: 1
Coding region: 1-570 (189 amino acids)
Source: RefSeq, a predicted model, not a curated record
AUGUUUGGCCGUCGACGAAGACCAGUUCUCGGCGCCGCCGUACUCGUCGGCGCAUCCAGGGCAGCCGCUAGACGUGAAGUACAGAGGCAGUCCAUUUUGGAAUCUCAGCGUGAGAUGGACAUACAGCGUGAAGUUGAUAUGCGGAGGCUCCAAGAGGCGGAGAUGGAACAGCGAACACAGCGUGCUGUCGACGAAGCGAUGAAAAAGGCAGCUGUUGAAAAUGCAGUUUCUCAACAAAGCGCCGCUGUGAUGGUGUCGCCGCCUCCACAGCAAAUCUACAAUACCCCAUCACCAAUGCCAAUGCAAUCGCCACCCGGACAGUCCUACGCAUUGGCACCAAACAUGAUGCCUGGCUAUCAGCCAGAGCAGAUUGGUCGCGUCCCGUCACCGCGACCGCCGCCGGCAUACUCUUCGGAGUCUCUAUCACAGGAUAGGCCAAAGAGUGCGCAAGGCAUCGGCUCUGCAGCGCCAGCUACAGAGUCAAGUGUUCGAUAUUGUACCCAAUGUGGCUUCGGUUGUCAAAUUGGAGAUAAAUUCUGUAGUCGAUGCGGCGCACAGCAAGUCUUUUAG